Pecten maximus is the source of this 1219-nucleotide messenger RNA. RefSeq lists its product as uncharacterized. Lineage: Eukaryota; Metazoa; Mollusca; Bivalvia; Pectinida; Pectinidae. Gene Ontology annotation, molecular function: protein binding. The record is from RefSeq and is a predicted model, not a curated record. Bases 5 to 1219 code for a protein of 404 amino acids. The transcript is spliced from 5 exons.
AUGGAUGGAAAAAAAAUACAGCGUCUCGGUACCAGAGGCAUUUGUAGCCAGGUUGAACUCAACAGAUCAAGAAGUGAAAAGGGAUGCUCAGCAAGAGCUUGUUCUGCUUAUGAGAAAUGCUGAUGCAAUUUCUGAUACAAAUCAAAACAGUUUGGAUAACAGCAAGGAAAUCGAAGAAAGCAGUGAAACAGAUCCUCCAUUGGCCAAGUCAUGGCGAGAAGAUGAAGCUAGGGCCCUGCUUCUCCAUCGCAUUAGCAUGGAUGGUGAAUUUAGGUCCAUGAAAACACACAAAAGCUUGUGGAAGCAGAUUUCCACAAUGCUUAAAGAACAAAAUAUUACUGCGACUCCAGAUCAAUGUGACAACAAGUUUAAGGCUAUGAAAAAAGACUAUAAGUCUGCCAAAGACCACAACAAUAAGAGUGGUAAUGGAACGAAGACUUGCCGUUUUUUUGAGGAGUUUGAUCAGCUGUACGGCUGUAGAGCAGGAACUACCCCAGAGGCUACAUUGUGUAGUCUUUCUGUCGAUGACACCUCUACAAGUACACCACAGAGGAAAAAGAUGAGGAAAAGGCCAGCAGCAUCCUCAACAAGUGUCUUGGAGCAAAUUGAAAAAAGGUGUCUCAGUGAUCUUCCAGCAGAUGUUUUUGUUUCAAUUUUGUGCUAUUUGUCACCAGAAGACUGUUGUAACUUAGCCCAAACAAAUAAGCACUUGAAACAUAUUAUCUACAGAAGCCGAACACAUUUACAUGUUAUGGCAGAUGAUCUUCUUAUAGAAACACUGUUAGAAAUGGAAGGUCUCGAGGUAUUGAAAAUAAAUAAGGAUGUUUUCAACAAGUUUUAUAAAUCCCAACACCUUGCAACCAUUGCCAAAAUAUGUGAGGCUAUCGAAUUAGGAGCCCUUCAAAAAUUAAAAAGAAUAGAGUUUGUUGGAAUAGAGGUUUUGUCAUGUAUGAAUCUGCUGGCCAGUUAUCUAGCUAGAUUACCAUUGUUGACGGCAUACUCACAAACCCAUACCUCAUGCCUCUCACCAGCUCAAGUAUUAUUGUUUUUGAAAAACAUUCCAUCUUUAAGAUUUAUUGUUGGAUCUGUCCUUGUCGCAGAGGAGGACAAGAUUUGGUGGGCAAAACUACUAAAUGAACUUGUAGGCCAAGUUACAUUUGGCCACAGUAUCAUAGACACCAUCCCUGCAAAAAUGCUGUGUUGUGACAGAAGUGCAUAG